AUGUUCGUGAGCCAGGUCAUCGGCACGGGGAUCGGUUGCAUCAUCUCCCCCACCGUCUUCUGGAUCUUCUACCAGGCCUACGACAUCGGCAACGACGAGGGCUACCCGGCGCCCUACGCCAAGAUCUACCGCGGCAUCGCGCUCCUCGGCACCAACGGCUGGGACCAGCUGCCCAAGUACUGCCUCAGGUUCUGCGCCGCCUUCUUCAUCCUCGCCAUCGCCAUCUGCGCGCUCAAGGAGGUGGCCAACAACAAAACAUGGUGGAUCAGGGAUUACAUACCCAGCGCGCUCGGCAUGGCGGUGCCCUUCUUCCUCGGCUCCUUCUUCACCAUCGACAUGUGCGUGGGGAGCUUGAUACUCUACAUGUGGUCCAAGUCCGACAGGCUGCACGCGCAGAUGUUCGCGCCGGCGGUGGCGUCGGGGCUCAUCUGCGGCGAUGGGAUUUGGUCAUUGCCAUCGUCAUUGCUGUCGCUAGGCAACGUGGAACCGCCCAUGUGCCUCAGGGUCUUCGACGCCGACACCAACUACGAGGUGGAGCAGUUCCUUUCGACCUUACCCACCAUCCCGGAGUAA
This is a messenger RNA of Triticum turgidum subsp. durum (durum wheat), 573 nucleotides long. NCBI's taxonomy places the organism in Eukaryota, Viridiplantae, Streptophyta, Magnoliopsida, Poales, Poaceae. The record is from the annotation of a GenBank genome assembly.